GCGUGAAGGUCACCCUCUCGGCCCUGAUCGAUGGGAAGAACGUGAACGGCGGCGGGCACAAGGUGGGCAUGGGCUUCGAGCUGGAGGCGUAAGAGAUCCGUCGGGACUGACGGGACGAGAGGAAGCGAUACGGAAGAUGAAGCAGCUCAAAUGUGAAGACACUUCAACGGUCCACUCAGCAACACGUCAAACACACACACGGUCUAGUCCAGCUAUCUUUAUGCCCAUCACAGACUCACUAAUGGUAUUUUCCCCCCUUAGGUCCCCCAUAAGUACCAGUUGGUCCCCAUAAGUAGGGGUGUAAGCUAAAAGUCACCCCCACAUAGUAGGGAUUACCCUAUAAUACCCACCCACACACUCUUUGGCCUUAAACCUGAAACUCCAUCAGAGACCUACAGUACUGUAAUAUUCACCUGAAACAAGACUUAGUUUUAUAAUUUACACUUUGUACAGUUCUCACAGCAAACCCGUAUUCAUGUUUUACAGAAAAAAAAUAAAGUCUCUAAUAUUGUGCUACUUUUAAACAGAAAAAGAGCACUUUUGUUGAAGCAUGUGUGUUUCAGACAUUUCUGUGUUUAUCCAGAAAUCCUGAGAAGCACUGUUUGGUUUUGGUUGUCAGGUCAGUAAAGUUAAGCUCUGGAUUUAUUUUAGAUCCUGGUAGGAUUAUUACAGGAUGCUUGUUCAGGAAUGUCAUUUCGAUGCAUGCUUUUAAGGCUGAAGAGUUGAUAUUUUCUGUGCUCGCUGUCAUUAUGAGGCAGCGACAAGGAUGCAAUAAAGGCUGGAUGGUUUUAAAAAAUAAAACCUGCAUCAGUCUGAGUGGACCGACUGAUUCCACUGUUUCACCUCAGCAUCAAACUGUAAAGGAAAUCUGCUGCCUAAAUGUUUAAUUUUCAGGGUCUGUUUGGUCACAAGCGAAGGAGCAGAUUAUAUUAUUAUAAUUAGGACGUCACAUCUCAUGUUUUGUGCCCUGAAUCUGUUCAGCCUUUGUCACUACAUUUAACACCUAUGCUGUGCGUGUAUAGCAAAUGUAGUCAACAGCUAGGACCUGAAAAUAAUUUUGAUUAAAGAAUGUUAAACACAA
Messenger RNA from Austrofundulus limnaeus, 1081 nucleotides. Its product is annotated as voltage-dependent anion-selective channel protein 2. The record is from RefSeq and is a predicted model, not a curated record. Gene Ontology annotation, molecular function: voltage-gated monoatomic anion channel activity. Gene Ontology annotation, cellular component: mitochondrial outer membrane. NCBI's taxonomy places the organism in Eukaryota, Metazoa, Chordata, Actinopteri, Cyprinodontiformes, Rivulidae. Gene Ontology annotation, biological process: monoatomic anion transmembrane transport.